Messenger RNA from Trichechus manatus latirostris (Florida manatee), 1444 nucleotides. RefSeq names its product ribonuclease P/MRP subunit p25 like (gene RPP25L). Gene Ontology annotation, molecular function: RNA binding. Gene Ontology annotation, biological process: tRNA 5'-leader removal. Gene Ontology annotation, cellular component: ribonuclease MRP complex. The transcript has 2 exons. Bases 104 to 595 code for a protein of 163 amino acids. The record is from RefSeq and is a predicted model, not a curated record. Lineage: Eukaryota; Metazoa; Chordata; Mammalia; Sirenia; Trichechidae.
CAGCGCUCUCCCGACCUGCGCGCCAUCUUGGCUUCGUAUCGCGCGUGAGGCGGGCGCGGUGGAGGCGUGGGCAGCAAGAUUUACAGACAUCACAGCAAACCGGAUGGAACACUACCGGAAAGCUGGCUCUGUGGAGCUCCCAGCGCCUUCCCCGAUGCCCCAGCUACCUCCUAAUACCUUGGACAUGCGAGUCGAAGAUGGCAGCAAAAUCCGCAACCUACUGGAGCUGGCGCUGGGUCAGUUGGAAGGAGGCAGUGCACGCCAUGUGGUCUUCUCAGGUUCUGGACGUGCAACAGGGAAGGCUGUCAGCUGCGCUGAGAUUGUCAAGCGGCGGGUACCGGGCCUGCACCAGCUCACCAAGCUGCGCUUCCUGGAGACUGAGGACAGCUGGGUCCCAGCCUCACCUGACACAGGCCUAGACCCCCUUACGGUGCGCCGCCAUGUGCCUGCGGUAUGGGUACUGCUCAGCAGGGACCCACUGGACCCCAAUGAGUGUGGCUACCAGCCCCCGGGGGCAUCCCCUGGCCUAGGCUCAACUCCCAGCUCCAGCUGUGGCCCCCGACCCCAAAGAAGGGCUCGAGACACCCGGUCCUGAGGACCUGCUUCAGAGUCCUGUCCUCCAGACCUGAGUGUCUGGGAUUACUGUGUGGAGCCCUGUUCUCCAGACUCGAGUGUCUGGGAUGACUGUGCUUUCUUCGAUGAGCCCCUCUAACUGCUCAACAUCUCCAGCAAGGCUUGAAUCCACAGAAGUGGGCCUUGCUGUCCUGCUUUCCCUUUCCCCUGGCAUAGCGGGGAGGGGGAAGAGAUUGCUGUGAAGAGUGACAGGUGUGGGGUCUUUGCUGGGUCCAGGAUUGCUUAAGAAGGGCUCACUGUGCCUUCCAGCUACAGUGCCUCUGGUCUGCGUUCUGAACAGAGGUCCAGUGAAUGAGUUAGGAAAUAAAAAUUCUGCCUAUUUGUCUGAUGAGCCUCUGCAUCGGCCUGUUGUGUGGAGGUGGGAUUAGGGGAAUGAGAGUCCCUGUCCCUGCCUUACUCCUGCCCUGUGAGUGUCAUUGGCUCACCAUUGGGUCCCCACAGCUUUCGGACCAGGCUCCCUUGGAGAUGAUUGAUCUUUAGUUCAGCAUCCCAUUCUGAUCCAGUCUGGUGUGGCCGGGGUGGUGGAUCACAUGAAAUAAGCAUGGUAACCUCCUCCAAAGAGUGAUUCAGUAAGGUGGGCAUUGCAAGUUCUGGGAGUCCCACCCCAGGGGGUGGGGGGCUCCCAAUUAGCUAACCCAUUAUUGAGGUACCACUUGGUCUCCAGAAUGAUACAGGGAUAGUGUGGAAGGAAACUGGGCUGGGGUUAAAAAUCCCUUGGGAAGACCAGAAUCUGUAGCUCUGAGAAUCAGGAAAUAGGGGAUGUGGCUGGCGAUUCUGGGGCCUUUUCCCUCCCCCUUGGCUUCCACAGAAU